Parastagonospora nodorum SN15 is the source of this 1080-nucleotide messenger RNA. RefSeq lists its product as hypothetical. The coding region runs from base 1 to 1080 and encodes 359 amino acids. NCBI's taxonomy places the organism in Eukaryota, Fungi, Ascomycota, Dothideomycetes, Pleosporales, Phaeosphaeriaceae. Gene Ontology annotation, molecular function: RNA nuclease activity; protein binding; RNA binding. The record is from RefSeq and is a predicted model, not a curated record. The transcript has 3 exons. Gene Ontology annotation, biological process: RNA processing.
AUGUGCGAAAGUGUCGCACCAAAGGCUACCCUUGACGCUGCCCGGCAACUGACGAGCCGUAGUUGCGUCAUGAAUAAUUGGUUCAGGUACUACUGGGCCAAACACAAUUUCGAAUACUCUUUUCCAGACGAGUUCCAGCCCAUUGAAAUCGCCGCAUUCUUCAAUUUGACCGCCCUUCUGACCGAACAUUUGCAACAUGAGUGUCAUGGCGAAGGUACAAUGGCUCGUGCUUUGUUCUGGGCUGCUAGAAUGUCAUCAUUACGUUGGGAGGCAAGUCUGGGAAGGACAGCACUGUCAUUUGCAGCGGGCAACGGACACGUGGACGUGGUCGAAUCGUUGUUGAACCAUGGAGCAUAUGAGCCUGACGAUCAGGAUUACACAAGCUGGACACCAUUCUUCUGGGCCGUCCAGGGAGACCACGCAGAUAUUGUUCGUUUGUUUCUGAAGCUGAAGGACUCGCCUCUCGACAUCAAUCAAGUCGACAAAUCUGGAUGCUCGGCCUUGUCGUGGGCAGCAGGCGAAGGCAGCCGAAAGGCUAUGAACGUGAUAAUUCGAGAGUCUGUUUCUGUUCUUGACGUGAAUUUGAAGAAUAAAGAGGGCCGCUCUCCACUACUUUGGGCUGUGGUAAAUAAGCAAAGAGAAGCGGCCAAUGAUCUGCUGCGCAUCCAGCAUGUCGACAAAGCAACCAAAGACAACAACCUACAAAAUACGAUCUCAUGGGCAUCUCAGACUGGCGAUACAAAAGUUCUGGACCUUCUCAUCCAGAACAAGUGUGGUGGAGAGGACGACGUGGACAUUGACGGCUGGACGCCACUGCUAUGGGCGCUAUUUAACCAAUCGCCUGGCCGCACGGCAUUGAUAUGGGCAGCAAGCUAUGGCUACCUUCACGUGGUGAAGCUACUUGUGACGUGGAAGGCGGAUUUGCAUGUGAAAGAUGAGGGUGGACUCACAGCCGCAGAUUUUGCGAGGCUAGGAGGAUACACUGAGAUCUACGAGUUUUUGGAGAAGAUUGGCAGCCAAGCGGGUAGUAAGGCAGAGUCGCAAAGUGAAGCACCAGGGUCUGGUAAAGGCCAUGUGUAA